UUCUCCUCACAUCACCUCAUUUCACUCCUCCUCCUCCUCAACAGUGACUAAUCCAAGCCAGAAGCAAUAGCCAGCUCAGGUACUCUCAACAUUCUCUGAUUCUGAGCUACACUACCAAGACCAAGCUACUACUACUACUGUCACUGUGUUACUAGCCAGCUCAGGUACUCUCAACAUUCUCUGAUUCUGAGCUACUCUACCAAGACCAAGCUACUACUACUACUGUCACUGUGUUACUAGCCAGCUCAGGUACUCUCAACAUUCUCUGAUUCUGAGCUACUCUACCAAGACCAAGCUACUACUACUACUGUCACUGUGUUACUCUCAACAUUCUCUGAUUCAUGUCCAGAUCGGUUGGCAGAAUGUCUCUGCUGCUUUGUUGUGUUGUGAUGGCUCUGCACCUGGCAACAGGGCUGGAUGCUGCCCCGGGGGUGGUGAACACUACAGAAGAGGAGGUGGAAGGGGUGGACUCCCAGUCACCAUGCCCAGCCGGGUGGCAUCAGAAUGAGCAUCGCUGCUUCUCCUUCUACCCCGUCUGGGCCACCUGGGCCACUGCAGAGUUGUACUGCUCCCAGCACAGAGGGAACCUGGUGUCGGUUCACAGCCCGGGUCAACAGGUGUUUGUCCAGGAUCUGGUCAGGAGACACACAUACCAGCCGGUCUGGAUAGGAGGCUACGAUGCAGCUCAGGAGGGGAUGUGGCUGUGGAGUGACGGCUCAGCUGUUGACAGUUUCUACUGGGAGGAGGAUGAGCCCAGUAACUCUGGACAGGGGGAGAACUGUAUGGAGCUACACACUGGAGGUGGGCAGGGCUGGAAUGACGUGUCCUGUGGAGAGCUGAGGUUCUAUGUGUGUUCUAUGGAGACAAGAUCUGGUUUAGCAUCAUUGCCAAGUCAGAAGAAAUCACAUGAGAGAGAGCUGGUUGAAGAGGUGAGUAUUUAUGACGUCCUGUGGAGACCAGUGAGAGAGUAGCAGAUGAGAUCCUCGACUCAGCCUUCCUCCGAGGAUGUAUUCCAGACGUCUGCCUGCCCGCUGCUAUGCUGACUUCUGCCACCAGGAGGUGCUAUACCUGGACAGAGUCAUCACCAUGCUGCGGCUGCUGAUCAGAACAGUCCAGGGUCCUCCAGACAUCAUGAUGUUUCUCCAGAGAACACAUCAACGCUACCAGGAGUCACUGAAGAGGCCCAGAUCCAAACUCCACCACACCUGAACCUGUCCUCCAUCCAGCCCUCUGCAGCUGUGCGUCAGUACCUCCAGAGCUUCCAUGACAUUGUAAAUGAGGAGCCCAUUUACUGGCUGGUGUCUCUCUGCCCAGAGCCCUGCUCAGACCUUACCUGGCACAGAACCUGCCCCUGGGAGAGAGGACCAGAUGAGACCCCAGCCCCUGCCUCUACCCCUGGCUAAACCUCUUCCCCUGUCCCUGCUACC
This is a messenger RNA of Oncorhynchus nerka (sockeye salmon), 1427 nucleotides long. RefSeq names its product ladderlectin-like. Gene Ontology annotation, molecular function: oligosaccharide binding; peptidoglycan binding; signaling receptor activity. The transcript is spliced from 10 exons. The record is from RefSeq and is a predicted model, not a curated record. Gene Ontology annotation, biological process: venom-mediated disruption of cell wall in another organism; response to peptide hormone; positive regulation of cell population proliferation. NCBI's taxonomy places the organism in Eukaryota, Metazoa, Chordata, Actinopteri, Salmoniformes, Salmonidae. The coding region runs from base 342 to 971 and encodes 209 amino acids.